Messenger RNA from Striga hermonthica, 2958 nucleotides. The record is from the annotation of a GenBank genome assembly. Lineage: Eukaryota; Viridiplantae; Streptophyta; Magnoliopsida; Lamiales; Orobanchaceae.
AUGCCGAGAAGAAUGAGCAAUUGCUACACACUGACGUGCAGAAAUUUGACGUUCUUCACAGUCUUAGCAGUGACGAUCCAAAUCAUCGGCCUCUCGCUUUUUAUUGUGGGAUUCUUUCCGGUGAAGCCUUCUUUCUCCGGCAUGAGUGGGUUGGAGAGUUUUUAUCCUCCUGGUUUUGAUUCGACUGAUGACGGCACCCGAAAAAACUCAACUUUGCCUCCUGAAAAGCUCAAGUCUUUAUACGAGGAGCUAUCCGGUGUUCCUCCAUUAUAUGAUAGAUUAAUAAUCAUGGUUAUUGAUGGCCUACCAGCCGAAUUUGUGAUUGGGAAGGAUGGGAAGCCUCCAAGUAUGGCUUUUGCAGAAGCUAUGCCUUAUACACAGUCAUUAUUGGCUGAAGGAUUGGCAAUUGGGUAUCAUGCUAAGGCUGCACCUCCAACUGUUACAAUGCCCCGCCUGAAGGCUAUGGUAUCUGGAGCUAUUGGAGGAUUCCUGGAUAUCGCAUUCAAUUUUAACACACAAGCAUUUCUGGAUGAUAACCUUAUUGCUCAGUUUCGCAGAAUUGGAUGGAAAAUGGUGAUGCUUGGUGAUGAAACAUGGAUCAAGCUGUUUCCUGACAUGUUUGAUAGACAUGAUGGAGUUAGUAGUUUCUUUGUUAAAGACACCAUUCAAGUGGAUUACAAUGUUUCUCGACAUUUGACAUAUGAGCUUGACAUUGGGGACUGGGAUCUUCUGAUUCUUCAUUAUCUUGGAGUGGAUCAUGUUGGACAUAUUGGUGGACGUAAUAGUAUCUUGAUGGCCCCCAAGCUCGUGGAGAUGGAUGAAGUUAUAAAAAAAAUCCAUUCAAGUAUCACACCUACUGAAAAUAAUAACCAGAAACAGACACUUUUGAUGAUAGUGAGCGAUCAUGGCAUGACUGACAGUGGUAAUCAUGGAGGGUCUUCAUUUGAGGAAACAGAUUCUUUGGCAAUUUUUGUUAGUGGCCAAAAAUUUAAAAUUCCAGAGAAAAGCCAAGAAGCUUACCAGGUUGACAUAGCUUCAACAUUGGCUCUUCUUUUUGGUGUUCCAAUCCCCCAGAACAAUGUUGGCACUGUGAUGACAGGCGUUUUCACAUCUCUCGAAGCAGAUGACCAACAGCUGAGAAUACUUGAGCUGAAUUCAUGGCAAUUGUUAAGGCUACUACAGACCCACUUCACUGACCUGAGAUGUGAAAGAUACUCUUGCAAUUCGGGAAGUAGUAAAAAUAGUGAUGCAGAAAGACUUUGUUGCUCAUAUUUAGCAGCUAUAUCACUUCAUAAAUCCUGGCUGUCCAAAAGUUCCCAGAGAUCUGUUAAUGGGGAUGACUACAGAAGCAUAGUUCUGGCAUACCGUAAUUUCCUUUCAACUGCAAGCAUGUGGCUAUCAAGCAGAUCAACUGAUAAACCUAUCCAUCUGCUUGCAUUGGGAAUUACAGCAAUGGGUCUAUCUUGUCUAGGAGUGAUGAGCCUCCUUUUCCUUUAUGGCCAAGAAUUCAACUUCAUGAAAAACCAACGCCUUUCAGGUUCUAAUGACGACAUGCACAAGUGGCGUUUGGAUGAGUGUUUUACUGCCGGCAUAAUAUUUAUUCUCAUUUUGAGUAUGGGUUCAAGUUCUAUGAUCGAGGAGGAACAGUACAUUUGGUAUUUCAUGACCACUUCAUUGUAUUUGAUCUUUCUCAGAAGAACUAUACAGUCUAUCACAGAACACCAUGCAUCCAAUUUGACUCCAGAAAGGAAAAUAACAAGUCCAUGUAAUAUAUAUUACAUCAUUGCAGUUCUCAUAAUUGGGAGAAUUCUAAGAGGCUGGCAUCAAGGUGGUGUUAACUGGUCUUAUUUACCCGAUAUUUCGAAAUUGCUCGAGCAGGCAGGGACUGUCCAUAUAAAGUCCAUGCAUCUCCUGUCAUUGGUCCUUGUCGUCAUAUGUUUUGCCGUUAUUUUGAAAUUGCGGGUAAAAACACGUUCGGCAGCGUUGAUAAUGUUGAUUUAUUUAUUUCCUUCUGCAAUGAUUCUGAAACAUAUUUUAAAAUGCCAAGAGGCAUUCAUAACAUUGAGUACUGAAACAACUGCAAUGAUACAAGUUAUCUAUGCUCUUAUUGGAAUAUCUACUGUGGGGAUGCUUGUAGCUGUGCCAUGGUUAAUGCCUAUCACUUUAUCCCGCGAUGUUUUGCAAGAAAGUCAGCAGGAAGUUCCGGAAGCUGGGUUUAGAAACUCUCUAUUUGUAAUCGGGUGGUGUAAUAUGUUUUCCUGGUGUCUGCUUCAAAUGCUGCUACAACAACCAAUAAAUUCGAUACCAAUUUGUUUACUACUCGUGCAAAUCCUGAUCAGCAUACGCUAUUUUUGUGAGGGCGGUUUACAUCUCAAGCAAUGGGUUAAGGUUGCAGCACUGUACUAUUUGGGGAUGGCCGGCCACUUUGCUCUAGGCAAUACAAACACUCUUGCCACAAUUGAUGUAGCUGGGGCUUUCAUUGGUAUCUCAAGCCACUCGACUUUUAUAUCCGGUAUUUUGAUGUUUGUCAUCACGUAUGCCUCGCCAAUGUUAGCCCUUCUCAGCAUGCUGAUGUGUGUUUCAACGGUGGACAAGAGAGCAUCUGAGCAGCAGCCAGAUAAUGUUGAUUUUGGACAUCUUUUGAAAUCAACCCUAGGCUAUCCUUGUCUAAUUCCACUUGGACUGAAUUCCAUUCUUCUCCUUGCGUACACGAUUGUGUUGCUACUGAUGAGGAACCAUUUAUUUGUUUGGAGUGUCUUUUCCCCCAAGUAUAUGUAUGUUUGUGCUACAACGGCUUGCGUGUAUAUAGGUGUAUCGGUGGUUCAAUUUAUGUUAUCUAAGAUUUAUAUGGUUUUGGAACCUGCUCGAAAGAAGUUCCAAGAGUCCCAGAGAGGCCACGUGCCUGUUUUCAUGCAGAGGAUCAGUCGAAUUCAUCAAGAUUCGAGCACCGAGAUUUGA